Molecule: messenger RNA, 3786 nt
Organism: Lobosporangium transversale
Lineage: Eukaryota; Fungi; Mortierellomycota; Mortierellomycetes; Mortierellales; Mortierellaceae
Exons: 2
Coding region: 1-3786 (1261 amino acids)
Source: RefSeq, a predicted model, not a curated record
AUGUCAAAAUCUGGGGCGCCGUCUACUUCUGUCUCUGCCUCCAUUUCAGCCUCAAGUCAUGAUCCUCAUUCAUUACCACCCAAUGUCAAGGGUCUGGUUCAGCGAUUCCUUGCUGUCAGUAUCCCUACUAUCACUCUAACCCCCGAAUUAAUUGAUGUUCUCGAUAAAGCUGAAGUCAUUAUACCACAAAGGCUGCAAGUAACUAUGCGAUGGUGGAAAGAGGACAGUGCCUUUUCACUUUCAGUCUAUCCUAAACUGAACAGUCCCUUUCCUGAGCUAAUUGCUCGUCGACAAACGCUUCUGAGACAGCGUCAACAAAAACAGAUUGCUGAAAUUGAACGUCAACGAGGGCAACCACAACCACAACCACAACCACCACAACAACAUCAGCAACCACAAUACCAACAGCAACAACAACAGCAGCAGCAACCACAACAACAACAGCAACAGCAACAAGGGCAGUCCGGUAUUGUUAACAUCUCCAUCGAUCCAAAGCGAGUCGUUACACAGACACAACCCAUACAACCUCCAAUAGAAUCCACCCCGGCGUUAGCGCAAGCUCACAUGCGUCCACCAACACCAUCAUUUUUACGACGUGGAGCUCGCCUGUUGAAAAUCUUCAAACGAAGUAAAUCAAGAUCUACGGAUCAAGGUGCUUCGGACCCAGCUUCAACGACAAAAAGCGGGGACACAGGCGGAGAAGGAGAAACCGCUGCUUUUGAAACUACGGAGAGGCACGAUCCUCCUGUGCACGAACGCAAGGAUACUAUUACCUCUCGUACUCCUGUUAAUUCGGUAGAGCCAGAGACAGCGGCCAAACCUUUGCCCUCUUUACCUGACGCUGCUUACCCUAUCACUGUAGCUUAUCCAAUUCGUUGCUCCUUAGAGCAAUUACGCAGCUACUUUGUAGAUAUGACUUCACUCACUCUUGAGAUUCAGAUCACGCCAGAGUUGUCUGUGCUCGCCACGGUGUCCAACUUGGUUGAUCUCUUCCGUAAUAUCAACGGUACCUUCUCAGGUGUCUUCCCCUUUUCAACCGUCCUACAAAACGAUAACCCUCAGUUCAAACAGGAAAGGCUAUUUCAAAGACGCGUGGUGCUCGGAAUGGUAGUCUUUCAAGCAUGGUUUCAAGAUACUUCUGAUGUCGCUGAUGACUCUGAGGACUCAGACUCCAUUUCAACGAACUCUAUGCUUGCGAUACUGGCCGAAAAUGCACCCGGCGCUAUUGCACACCACCCCCAACCACCUUACUAUAACCGUCAGCCCAGUCAUUAUAACCAUUAUAACCAUCAUAACCCUCAUCUGCGUCCAAACUUUCCAGUAGACCCACGCCCCAUGCCUCAACAAUACCCCCAGCCAUCUCAUGGUCCAUACCCAUUCACAGGUGCUGUCCAUCCUCCUAUUGGACCUCAAACCCAUAAUCAUGCCCCAUCCCAUUCACGAAUUCCACAGCCAUACAUGCCACAACACUACAAUGUUGCCCCACCUCAGCCAUCUUCAGAUCGACGAUAUUUCGACUAUAAACAUCCUGCAGAGCACCAUGGGCGUGAGCCCCGAAUUUCUAUGCGAUAUGGUGAAGAUGACAGCCAUCACAGACAUGAAUGGCAAAGAGGUGCAAAUCCACGAAAUAAUAGACGUGGGCCUCAGGAUGAAGAAGAUUACUCAUCAGAGGAACAUCUGUCGCACACAGGUAGAUACUAUGCAAGUUUAGCGACAAGCGCAGCGAAUGCUGAUGCAGCGGCAAGGACACAGACACACGCACACCCAAGUGCUAUGAUGUACAACGCCAAUCCUAGGGUUCAUGUGUCUCAGCAUGGAUUGCAAAGGGAGCCUCAGUCAUUCAACCAUACACGACAAGUUCGCCCACAGGCUUCUCGCGAAACUAAUAUCACGAACACUCAUAGCCAAAGUACUCGCUCUCGACCACGAGCUGGCGCAACAGCAGCAGCUAUCGGCCGCCUCGAGUCUGUACUUGCUCGAGGAGAACAUCUACUUCAGGGUAUGAGAACCAGCUUAGCCCUAGAUCCUGAGGAAGUACGCUCAAUGUCUGCAAGAAAUAUUCGAUCCAAUAAUGGUAGCUAUGGUGGCCAUCGGAAUGAACAAUUCAUGCCAUAUCACGAGGUUCUUCCGUAUUGGCCAUCCAAGUCUAAAUUUAGCCUAGAAAUGAGCAUUCCAACGGCCUACCUCACCUCUCGAGGGCUUUUGAAAGGAGCUAGACGCCGGAAGGACUCCACUGAUGCGGACCCUAGCAACAACACCUUCGACAGCAGUUCGACCUCACAACGCCUUCGAUCAACUCGAUCGGAACGGGGGCGAACACUCCCUCGGCAAAGCCCUCUUCCCUCAUCUAGUGCGCAUGGACGAUAUGGCGGUGAUACGCAGCAACAUCAGCGGCAUCAGCAACAACCACAGCAGCGACAGCAACAACAGCAACAACAGCAACAUCAACAACAUCAACAACAGCAACAUCAACAACAUCAACAACAUCAACAACAUCAACAACAUCAACAUCAACAGCAACAUCAGCAGCAACGACAACAGCAGCAGCAACAACAGCAACAGCAACAGCAGAGCCGUCAAGGCUAUACAAAUCAGCAAUUGAGCAAUCCUGUGCCUACCUCGACAUCUAGGCCUUUGCGACGCUCUGGGAAACCAAUACAGCCUGAUAGGCAUUCUCCUAGGUCUGAUUUAGCUAGGUUACGAAUGGUUCAAGAAGAGUCAAUGCAACCACAAUAUCAUUCUUUUGGAACUGGGCCAUCGACAUCCGAUUUAGGUGAACGAGGACAACCGCGACCUAAUCAGCCAUCUUUCGCAGACACACAUGAUUCGCCAUACUCUCAAAGACAUCCUCCUAGGUAUCAGCCAGCUGCCGACUGGCCAUCUCAGCAAUCGCCUCGUCGACCACGCAAGUCAAAAUCCUACCCACAGGACCAGUCUCGAUCGAGUCGACAUGGUCGUAGACGACUCAGUUCUAAUGAUCGACUCCAGUUAAGGAUGAACCCAAAGGCUGGCGAUAUGCUCAAUUAUAUCCCAGGCUUGUUCCCAAGUCGAAGCAUGUCUGCAUUGUUGGUACCGGAAUAUCAUUCAUCUGUGGAAGGUAGCACCAGCUUUAGCUCGGAAAAUACCAGCUCAAAUGAAACAGAGGAGGAUGAAUGGCCUCGAUCGUUUGGUUCUGGAGAUAUGGGCGGCCGGCAAUCCCGCCUCCAGAAGAGGCCCCGACGUACAUAUCGUCAUCAUCAAGGCCUGCAUAGCCCUAAACGCCAUCAGUCACAAAGGUUUCAACAACAACAGUCGAGAGAUCCAAGGCAGUCAGAGAAAAGUGGAGGCCGAAUGAAUAGAGUGCACCCACAACACUUCAAUUUUAAAGUGAAUUGUCAGCUACAACUUACACCUGAAGUCAUGGCGGCAUGUAUGGUUGAAAACAUUUCCAUUGAGGUCUGGAAACUGAAUAGUAAACGAAAGACUAUGGUCGAGCUUGGAUCUGCCAAGCUGCCGCUGCACAAAGUCCUGAGUCGCAUCAUGCAGAAGACUGCACCUACAACGCAGCCUCUUCAUCCGAGAUCUGAAGGUUUACGGCAACAGCAGCCGUUGUAUGGCGACUCACGAACAGCAGCUGGUGGAUACCACUCUAUGGCAGAGAGAGAUGGAGUGAAGGAAGGGUGGCGAUUAGAGCCUUCAGUAUAUGAUAUUCGGUCUAGACAAGGCACUAUUAUUGGUCAAUUGGAUGCUGACGUAUGGAUCAUCCCACGAUCGCGUUCAGAUUCGAUGGUCUCUGCCGCCGCAUGA